Molecule: messenger RNA, 1308 nt
Organism: Lathyrus oleraceus (garden pea)
Lineage: Eukaryota; Viridiplantae; Streptophyta; Magnoliopsida; Fabales; Fabaceae
Exons: 2
Coding region: 1-1308 (435 amino acids)
Source: RefSeq, a predicted model, not a curated record
AUGGUUGGUGUUACCUCAACUGAGAAGACAUAUUCUGUUGGGUUUGUAUUUCUUGAGUUUGAAAAAGAGGACAACUUUACUUGGGCGUUAGAGGUGUGUCAGACACUAUUGAAGGAUCAAGGUGAGAUGCCUAAAUCAAUUGUUACCGACUGCAAUACCGCAUUAAUGACUUUAGUUGCAAAGAUAUUUCCUUCUUCUAAUGCAUUACUUUGUAGGUAUCGCAUAACAAAAAAUGUGGGAAGUCAGGUUAAACCCGCGGUAGGGAAGAAACAAAUAGAGUCCGAAGAUGGAAAAAUAGUGAAGUUGGUCGGUAACAUUUCUCGGGCGUCUUUGAACUAUAUUUUUCACGAGGCUAAACGAGCUGAUAAUGUAGGAUCUGAUAGCGCAAAGUGUGAAUGCAAAAUUAUGAAAAUAUAUGGUCUUCCAUGUGCUUGUGUUACGGCUAAAAAAGUGAAACUUUGUGACCCAAUAAAUAUGAACGAGGUUUGCACUCAUUGGAAGAGACUUAGGUUUGAUGAUGAUAGUGUCAUGAAUGACGGUAAAUUGAAUAUCUUUAUUUUGAUCGAACGGGAAGUGAUACAAGAGAGAUUUUUGAAAGCCGAUGAUAACAUGAAACUCCACAUCAAAGAACAAUUGAGGAAGAUUUCCUAUCCGGAAACCACCGACAUGAAAUCGACCUCUCAACCGGUAAAAACAAAAGGUUCUCCGAAGAAAAUGAAGCCUAUACCGAAUGACAAUUCAACUACACGGUCUCCUUCAUAUUUUGAAUAUGUUGACAAAAAUUUUCUCGACUCAUCAACACCCAAAUCUCAAAAAAGUGUUGUCAUAGGAGCUCGCAUUAGCAAACCACCUCUGACGCCGCCUCAGCCAAAGAUUCCAUUCAUCGACGAGAUAUCGGUUUUUAUGCAUAAAUAUAUCGAACAAAUCGUCAAUGUUGUGAGGGAUGUUAAUUGUAGAUAUCGAGCUAUUUUGACUUUACUCGGUAAAGGAGAAGAUAGUCAUACACUUGUUUUCCAUCAACUUAUCCAAGAGUUGAGGACUCAUAAAGAAUUAUACACACGACUGUACGGAAAGAAAGAACACUUCGAUGAAGUUUAUAAGUAUAUUGUUCCUUGCCUUAGUGGACCGGAUCCGAAUACAAAAUGGACGCGCUUCCUUGAAAUGGAUCGCAUAAUAUCAUAUGCGUAUGAUAGAGCGUGUGUUGACCUGACACCCUACAGUUUUUCGGAAACCUUUUUCCCAAUGCGCACUGCCCCACCUCAAAAUCCAAAUGAUCAUAUCAUGUGUAUUGGAUGGCUUUCAAAAUGA